UGUGACUUUUGCAUUCUUUUUAGAAAAAAAGUAAAAAAACAGUAUAAGUUAUGACGUAGAAAAUAAAAUAUUUUAGAAGUUGUAAUUAAUUGCAAAAGAAAUAAUGCAUUUGUACACUAAGGAAUCACUGGCUGAUUUGCUAACAGACGAAAGUUUUACGUAUUCAACUUACACUGACCUGAAAAAGCAGCUUCAAAGCGACUUGGUCCUACGACCGUUACAAGUAGAUGAUUACUCAAAAGGUUACUUUAAACUGAUAUCCGAAGAAAGCGAUGUUGUGAUUGGUGAAGACUCUGAAGCCAAAUUUAAAGAAUACUUUUCAGUCCUUCAGUCUUGUCCUGGUAUGUAUUAUCCUGUUGUCGUGGAAGAGGUUUCGAAAACAACCGUGGUAGGAGCUGGUACUCUUAUCAUCGAGCAAAAGUUUAUUCACGAAACCGCACUGCGGGGUCGCAUCGAAAAUUUGGUCGUGUUUCAAAGUUACAGACGGAGAGGUGUUGGAUCUUUAAUGUUGGAAACGCUCACCAAACUCGCACGACAACUUGGUUGCUACAAAACGACGUUAAACUGUUCUCGUGAAAUCAUGGCGUUUUGUGGAAACUGCGACUACGCUGCAGAAGACCAUCAAAACUUUAUGUUGAAAACAUUCACUGAUGACACAACGAAUAACAACCAGGAGUCAUAGAGAAGGACGUGGAAACUAAAUGUCGAUGUGUAAUGAUCCACCGCAUAUCUUCCUCACUAUUCAAAUGCAUUGGUAUAACCGAAAUGAAAAUUUCUUGCUUUCUUAUGGCGCCUUACGUGUAGUCUGGGUAUUGGUGCUGUUUUGGUAUUUGGAAAGUUUUUACUACGUGUUCAAAAUAAAUUAUAUUUUGCGGUUUUAUACUGUAGCGAGUAAACAACUUCUAGUUCGAUAAAUUUUAUAUGUACACAAUCUUAGAACCUUACUUUCAGUUUUCAAUCUACUGAAGUGGUUACAACAAUAUUGAAGAUUUGUUUACUCAAGAACUUUCAUAAAAGCUUUGAAGCUUACGACAUAAUCGUGCUUACCAUAUUAAGGAAGGGAGAAAUCUAAAAAUCUUUUAAAAAUUCUUCAAAAAUAUUGGAAAUUGGAAAUUUUUAAACAAACUUUUGUAAAAAUGCCAAAAUAUCUGUUCAUUUUUUCUCCGAACGAAGUAAAAUUUAACUGCUAGAACAUUAUUCUUGGUAAUUGGCCAUCUCAGCUCCAUGUAAAUAUUUAAAUGAAAUGUAUGCUGUAUUUUUGUAUGGAUGGUUUAACAUAACAAUUAGGAAUUAAUUUUUAAAACUAUU
Hydractinia symbiolongicarpus is the source of this 1308-nucleotide messenger RNA. Its product is annotated as glucosamine 6-phosphate N-acetyltransferase-like. Bases 104 to 682 code for a protein of 192 amino acids. Gene Ontology annotation, cellular component: Golgi apparatus; endoplasmic reticulum-Golgi intermediate compartment; endoplasmic reticulum. Gene Ontology annotation, biological process: UDP-N-acetylglucosamine biosynthetic process. Gene Ontology annotation, molecular function: glucosamine 6-phosphate N-acetyltransferase activity; monosaccharide binding. Lineage: Eukaryota; Metazoa; Cnidaria; Hydrozoa; Anthoathecata; Hydractiniidae. The record is from RefSeq and is a predicted model, not a curated record. The transcript has 5 exons.